CAUCUUGCACAGCUUCAAUAAAGGAGAAGAAAACGCGAAGUGAGUCGCCAUUCACGCACGGUUCGGUUCGCUCAGUUUUAAAUGCCCUCCUCUGUCUCUUUUCAAUGAAGGAUCAUGUCGAAGAAAGCUCCACCGCCGUUCCUGAGGCGUCACGUCGUCUGGAGGAUCCUCUUCGCACUAACCGUCACGGUUGCCGUUUUCUCUCUUCUCCGUCUCCAGUUUCAGCCUGAUAUAUCGUCUACGGAGUCGAUUGCUCGCGCCAGAUACCGGGUCGCUGCUCGCGAUAUCUUCACUGGACGGCCCAAAGUUGCGUUCUUGUUUCUCGUUCGCCGUGAACUCCCUCUCGAUUUUCUCUGGGGCAGUUUCUUUGAGAAUGCUGACGUGGAGGAUUUUUCGAUUUAUAUACACUCUACUCCGGGGUUUCUGUUCGAUGAGUCGACUACAAGGUCGCAUUUCUUUUACGGCCGACAAUUGAAGAAUAGCAUUAAGGUAGCAUGGGGGGAAUCAAGUAUGAUCCAGGCGGAGAAGUUGUUAUUCACUGCUGCUUUAGAGGAUCCAGCCAACCAAAGAUUUGUUCUCCUCUCUGACAGUUGUGUACCUCUCUACAACUUUAGCUACAUAUACCAUUAUUUGAUGGGUUCUCCAAGGAGUUUUGUGGACAGCUUUCUUGAUGCAAAGGAAGGCCGUUACAACCCAAAAAUGUCACCUGUUAUUCCAAAGAACAAAUGGCGAAAAGGAUCCCAGUGGAUUACUUUAAUUCGAAGUUAUGCUGAAGUUAUUGCGGACGAUGAAAUCAUAUUUCCUGUCUUCAGGAAAUUCUGCAAGCGCCGUCCUCCUCUGGAUGCAAAAUUGGGGAAGCUAAAUCUAAAACUUCAGAAGCAGCAUGAUUGUAUUCCAGACGAGCACUACAUGCAGACAUUGCUUGCAAUGUUGGAUCUGGAAGGUCAAUUGGAACGUAGAACCUUGACCUAUACCCAGUGGAAUCAGUCUGCAGCAAAAAUGAACGAUAAGAGUUGGCAUCCUAUGGCUUUCAGCUAUGCAAAUGCAGGACCCCGUCAAAUAAAGCGAAUUAAGGACAUAAACCAUAUAUAUUAUGAAACUGAGGGUCGGACAGAAUGGUGCCGUAGCAAUUUAACAUCUGUUCCAUGCUUUUUAUUUGCGAGGAAGUUUUCUCGGGGAGCUGCAAUGCGCCUGUUGAGUGAUGGAGUUUUUGGUCCCUUUGAUGCAUCUGCAUUACUGACUGACUCUUUUCAUCCUCGUUAGUAUCUCUCCUCAGAUGGCACUCUAAUCAUCGGCUAACAUGCAUAGAAGAUCAACCUGGUUCGCUGCGACCCUCUUAUACGUUACCAUAGGUAGUCACUCAGCUAAUAACACAAGUUUUGGAGAAGUUGAGCAGAAAGACACAAGUUUCGUAGAACUUGAGCAGAAAGAUCGACAGACAUUACAGGAGUAGAGAUCUGUUAUACUCUGGCUAACAAGAGAUUGAUUGAACAUGACAAUGUGAUUGUCUCAUUCUUUAUCUAGUUAAUUUGAUUUCUGUUCUGAUGUAGUUAUAACAAAUUUUUUGAUAUAAUAGUAAGAGCUUAUUCCA
This is a messenger RNA of Tripterygium wilfordii, 1591 nucleotides long. Its product is annotated as glycosyltransferase BC10-like. NCBI's taxonomy places the organism in Eukaryota, Viridiplantae, Streptophyta, Magnoliopsida, Celastrales, Celastraceae. Gene Ontology annotation, molecular function: glycosyltransferase activity. The record is from RefSeq and is a predicted model, not a curated record. Gene Ontology annotation, cellular component: membrane. The transcript is spliced from 11 exons. Bases 115 to 1263 code for a protein of 382 amino acids.